Messenger RNA from Macadamia integrifolia, 1334 nucleotides. RefSeq names its product peroxidase 46-like. The transcript is spliced from 4 exons. Bases 143 to 1129 code for a protein of 328 amino acids. The record is from RefSeq and is a predicted model, not a curated record. Gene Ontology annotation, biological process: response to oxidative stress; hydrogen peroxide catabolic process. Lineage: Eukaryota; Viridiplantae; Streptophyta; Magnoliopsida; Proteales; Proteaceae. Gene Ontology annotation, molecular function: heme binding; peroxidase activity.
UCACUGCACCAAGUAAAUGCAACCUUUAAAGAAAGAAGAAGACCUCUCUCUCUCUCUCUCUUGUACCAUAUUGAGCAAGUAAGAGACUCAAGAGUACACAGAAUUCUCUUUGGUUCACAUUCCUCAAACCCUCUAUCAGGUUAUGGAGCAGAGACUGAUAACCUUCAACUUUCUCCUUCUUACUACAUUCACUUCUUUCUUCUGGUUUUCUUCUUCUUCUCCUGGCCUUUCCUUCAACUUUUAUGGAGCUUCCUGCCCAACAGCAGAGUUCAUUGUCAGAAACGCAGUGAGGUCUGCAUCUACAUCUGAUUCAACCCUUCCUGGGAAGCUCCUUCGCUUAGUGUUUCAUGACUGUAUGGUAGAGGGUUGUGAUGGAUCUGUGCUCUUAGAAGGAAAUGAAACAGAGAGAAGUGAUCCAGCCAACACAUCCCUUGGAGGUUUUUCAGUAGUGGAAUCUGCUAAAGAGAUGCUUGAAAUUUUCUGCCCAGACACUGUUUCUUGUGCUGACAUCCUUGCUUUGUCUGCUAGGGAUGCUGUUGAAUUUGCUGGAGGACCACAUGUUCAGAUUCUUACAGGGAGGAAAGAUGGGAGAGUAUCUUUGGCUUCAAAUGUGAGACCCAACAUGGUAGACACAAGCUUCACUCUGGACGAGAUGAUGAAACUCUUCUCCUCAAAAGGGUUGUCUCUGGAUGAUCUUGUAACCCUUUCAGGAGCACACACCAUAGGAUCAGCACAUUGUAGUGCAUUCAGAGACAGGUUCCAAGAGGACUCAAAGGGGAAAUUGACACUAAUUGACUCAUCUUUAGACAAGAUAUACGCAGAUGACCUCAAACAGAGGUGCCCUGCAGAUGCAAGCCCAUCUAUAACUAUUAACAAUGACCCUGAAACAUCAUUGUCAUUUGAUAAUCAGUACUAUAAGAACCUCUUAUCCCAUAAGGGGCUCUUCCAGUCAGAUUCAGUUUUGUUUAGUGAUGGAAGAACAAGGGAGAUGGUAGAGGAGCUUUCUAAUAGCCUAGAGAGUUUCUUUGAGAAAUGGGGGCAGUCAUUUUUUAAGCUUAUUAACAUUGGUGUGAAGACAGGCAAUGAAGGAGAGGUACGAAGAUUAUGUACAUCAAUCAAUAUUGGAUGAACAGAUUUAUUUGGCAAGAAGUCAUGUAUACCUGCUUUGUUGCAUUGUUUGUUUUGUUUGUUUGUUUAUACAAGUUUUUAUACUGUUUAGAUUAUUUGAUUACACAAGGAUCUGGAGGAUCUUUUUUGCUGUCUACAAAGAAUAAAAAAAUAUGGAUGAAAUUAGAAAAACUCUUUCUCAUAUUAGAAAUUUAUGUAGUUUUCUA